This is a messenger RNA of Choloepus didactylus (southern two-toed sloth), 5874 nucleotides long. RefSeq names its product lysophosphatidylglycerol acyltransferase 1 (gene LPGAT1). The transcript has 8 exons. Gene Ontology annotation, molecular function: acyltransferase activity. The record is from RefSeq and is a predicted model, not a curated record. Gene Ontology annotation, cellular component: endomembrane system. NCBI's taxonomy places the organism in Eukaryota, Metazoa, Chordata, Mammalia, Pilosa, Megalonychidae. The coding region runs from base 106 to 1221 and encodes 371 amino acids.
GACCCCUUGGCCGGGGACCCGCCGCCGCCGCGCAGUACCGCGUCCCGGGCUGCCGGCCCACCGUCCACGCCCGCCGAGAAAGCCUGGACGGACUCCAAUGUGAGAAUGGCUGUGACUUUGGAAGAAGCUCCCUGGCUGGGCUGGAUCUUGGUGAAAGCCUUGAUGAGGUUUGCCUUCAUGGUUGCCAACAACCUGGUGGCUCUUCCAUCCUACAUCUGCUAUGUAAUCAUACUUCAGCCUCUUCGAGUCCUGGACAGUAAGCGGUUCUGGUACAUUGAAGGAAUCAUGUAUAAAUGGCUUUUAGGAAUGGUGGCUUCUUGGGGAUGGUAUGCUGGAUAUACAGUGAUGGAAUGGGGGGAAGAUGUUAAAGUGAUUUCAAAGGAUGAAGCAGUAAUGUUGGUGAAUCAUCAGGCAACGGGAGAUGUGUGCACUCUGAUGAUGUGCCUGCAGGACAAAGGACUGGUUGUUGCUCAAAUGAUGUGGUUGAUGGAUCAUAUUUUUAAGUAUACAAACUUUGGAAUUGUUUCUCUAAUUCAUGGAGACUUCUUUAUAAGACAGGGAAGAUUGCAUCGUGACCAGCAGCUACUUCUUUUAAAAAAGCACCUAGAAAAUAAUUAUAGAAGCAGAGAUCGAAAAUGGAUUGUUUUGUUUCCAGAAGGAGGCUUCCUCAGGAAAAGACGAGAAACAAGUCAGGCAUUUGCAAAGAAAAAUAACUUGCCAUUUCUUACACAUGUCACCCUGCCAAGGAUUGGAGCAACAAAAAUUAUUUUGAGUGCACUUGUAGCACGACAGGAAAAUGGAAUUCCAGCAGGAGGAGAUGCUAGAGAAUUAGACAGCAAAUCAAAAGGCCUCCAAUGGGUUAUAGAUACAACCAUAGCUUAUCCCAAAGCUGAACCCAUAGAUAUUCAAACCUGGAUCCUUGGAUACAGAAAACCAACAGUCACACAUGUACAUUACAGGAUCUUUCCAAUUAAAGACAUACCCCUGGAGACUGACGAUGACCUUACUGAUUGGCUCUAUCAAAGGUUUAUUGAAAAAGAGGACCUCUUAUCACAUUUUUAUAAAACAGGAGCUUUUCCAUGUCCCAAGGGCCAUAAGGAAGCUGUUUCCAGAGUGAUGACCCUCAGCAAUAUGUGGAUAUUUCUCAUACAGUCUUUUGCAUUUUUGUCAGGCUAUAUGUGGUACAACAUCAUUCAGUAUUUUUACCAUUGCCUGUUUUAGGAAUUGACUUGGACUUGCAAGGUCACCAUAGGAGUUCAGACUUUGAAAAAUGUGCAUUAUUUUACAUGUGCAAAUCAGAAUAUAGGAAAAAAAAAAGCAAAGGAAAUUCAAUGGAAGGAUUAAUGUUUAUCCCCCUUUGGGAUAUUUUAAAACUCUGUGGAAAUGAGGAUCAGUAAUAUAAUGACCUGCUAAUAUAUUUUAAGAACUUUUCAUGUUUUAAAAAGAUAUAUUCUACCACACAUUUAAACAAAUACCACAUUUGGAGAAGUGGAUAUCGUAAAACCAUCCUAGAAGACUGAGAGAAAUUCUGUUGCCACCAGUGAUACUGAUAAUUUAGUUCAAGUUCAGAAAGUUGUGUUUAUUCCUCCUAGGUAGUAGUCUAUAUUCCAGCAGCUCAUGUGGUUUUACUAGUAACCUUGAGGGGAGCCAAUUGGCACCUUCUGAAGAAUUGUUUCCCUGUCAUUUGCAGUAACAAACUCCAGUCUUUAAUAACUAAGUAGGGUACAAUAUCAGACAUUCUCUGUGGGAGGAAGCAGUAUCCAUUAAACACAUUCCGGUGCUAGAAUGUGUUCUUUAAAAAUCCCACCCAGGCUUGCUCCGUCCAACACUAUGUUUACAUGCGCUAGUGCUUUCCCUUAUAUGAGGGGGUCACUUGCUUUUUCUGUUUGUAUAGGAGGCAUAUCAUAGAUUGAUACUUGUCUUUCACAAAAUGAAUUUUCAUAAGAUAAGAUGCAAAUAUAGUAAAGGAUUAUAAUAUAGCUUGAAAAUAAAUGUAAGAAUGAUCAGUGCGUGGGAUUCUUGAGAGGCUGUUUGUCUCUUCAUGUUUAUUGGUGUGCUGAUGCUCCCCGUUGCCCCCUGCACUGGGCACCACACCAUUGCUGAUGUGAUGGUUGUAUCUAUAGCUCAGGCUUUUUAAUUUUUUUUUCCAUUUGACAUACUAGCAUAGUAGCACUAAAUGCAUUUGGGGAUGGCUAAAAGAGAUAGACGUAAAACAUGUAAGUGACCAGUUUAAGAGGAAAUAAGUUAGUUUUUGAGAAAAAUGAGAGCUAGAGCCAGACAAUGGUGUAAAAGGGUGACAGCUUGUCACAUGGCACCCCCAGAAUCUGUGCAGACAGUGCUCCGUUCCGUCGUCAUAUCCAGGAGCUGCCUGUGUUGGAGCACGUGUAAUCAGAGGCAGGCCAGCAUAAAAGGCUUCCCAAGCUCUUCCAAUUGCUUUUGAAGAGGAUGAAGUUAAGUUUCUAUUUCUAGAAAAUGUGCCUUUUUUUUUUUUUUUUUCCUAUUUGUCAUUGUGUUGAGGUAAUUUAGCUCAUGGGAGAACCAAACCAAAAUAAAAAAGUAGUGGCACUGCAUCAGUCAAUAACCUAUACUUCCAGUGUUGAGAUAGAAUAUAUUUUUUGGUUUGGGACUGUAGGAUCCUAGUAGGUCAGUGGCAGUUUUCUGUGAUAUGAGUAUUAUAGAUUCCCCUGUUGUCUCUAAUCACACAAAUAACAAUUUUGAGAAGUAGGCUAUAAAAUAAAAAAUAAAGGAUAAUGUUUUCCAUUAUCAGGUAAACCAAAAAAACUGAAAAGAUGUGAAGUUUCCCCUGGUUAUGUGGGAAAGAUAAAUCAACACCAAAUAAAAGCUCAUAGUAGCUUCAUCUUUUAAGAUAACUCUGCAUAUGUGAAGGAGAAUGAUGUGUUAACUGAAAUACCUCACUGACUAUUAUACUACUACCAAUAAAAAUGCAGAAGAUGGUAUUAAUAUGCUGAUUUGGUAAUGUUUAUUGUAAGAUGCAGUUUUUUUAAAACCUAAAGAUUUCAUUUGUGCUCACCUACAGUGACAGUGUGUAAGUGAAACCAUUUUCAAUCUAGAGGUGUGGAUGAUGGUAGCCAAAUAGAAGCUUAAAGAUGCUUCUGUUUGAGGCCCAGCAAAUACUUCUCAGUUAAGAAGAUUAAUUGAAAUUGUUCAUUUGAGAGGUCAGUCAUCUGGGGAGUUAGUUACUCACUGUCCCAUUUGGCAUGCACAAAUCUAGCUAAUAGACCCUUUCUUCAUUGAUAAGUAAGCCACAGGGUGCAGUAUCCAAUUCUCCUAUCAAAAAUACAAGCAUACAUACAUGCAUACGUAAAUGUGGUUUAGGGCACUUUGCCAUUACUGUGCUCCAAAGGAACACGACGUUAUUAAGUAUACCGUAUACAUAAACAAAGUAUCCUGUAAGAUGCUUUAUUUUUCAAGCACAGUAUCAUUUCAAUAGUCUUUACAGUGAAAAUACCAAUAGAUGUGUGAGUUAAUUAAAAAAAAAAUAGAUCUGUGAAUUGUAAAUAGAUGUGUAUUUGAUUCUUUUUCAACAUGUUCUCUCUCUUCUAUUUGCAAAGUAAUGUUUGUUUGAGAGCAUUGAUAGUGCUUUCCUUAUCAGUAACUGGAGUUCUCCUGUUUGCACUAGGGAAUGUAAAGAGGGAAUCAGUGUUCUUAUAUGGCAGUCUGGGGAAGCAGCAUGCCACUGUACAGAACUGAAUAAAAAUUACUAAUUUGUACUUUCUUUGUUAAGUGAGAUGAAAGGAUCUUAAAGGGUAUACAUUUUGUCAAGGGGAAAGGAAAUGAAACUAUGCCAGUUUUAUACCAGUAGCUUGUAGAAUCUCAACACUUCUUGGUCUCAGCUGGUCUGCCUAGAUUCCCAGAGCAGAGCGGGUUGAGAACUCAGAACUGGAAUCCUGCUAUCAACAAGUCCCCAUAAUGGGAGCAUCUGCUUGACCACAGGCAGGUCUAGUGAAUACAGAGAGGACCUAACCCAGCAGUUCACUCUUAACUUCAGAAAGAGUUGGUGUUGAAAUAUAUUGUGGAGAAAUUGUAAGUCAAUGGGAGGUAAAGAAAAAUUACAGAAUGGAAAAUGAUGUUCUUGGUGGGCAGGCAAUUUAGUUGAGAAUCUCAAUAGUAGAUUAAAAAAAGAGAUAGCAGAUCUGUCAUAUUAUUAUGUAGUUAUUUAUGAUACAACUAACCUUCAUUUCCCACAGUAAAGGAACUAGGGAUUCCUGGACAGUUAAUCCAGUAGUAAAUCAUAGGUAAGUCAAAAAUUUAUUUAGGAGUUUGAAUUUCUAUUCUCAUCAAACUUUUUCUUCUUCUAGAGAUGCUUGUUCAAAAAAAAAUUGAGUUCAUUAAUUAUUCCUGCCUGUGUGUUUAUUGCUGAGUUAAUGAGUAGUAAAAUGAUUUGGAAAGACAGAGAGAUAGCUAUCAGGAAGAGGAGAAAACAAAAGCCUAAAUAAUCCAUGAACUAGAAAAUGGAUUUCUGAAUAAUCAACAGUUCGUGGUAUUCAAAUUAUUCUCAACCAUUUUAUGAAAAUGAAAUCUUAAAUCACCAAAUAUAAACCUCAGAACAUCAUUCUAGUGUUAACAUUGUUUGAACUGAGGUUAAGAAUGCCUCUUCAUUUUUUGCUCACGUUACUACUUGUAGAUUUGUCUUAGUAACAUUUUCUGACAAUCACUUCCCUAAAGACUCUUCUCAACUAGGUGGCCAUAGUUACAAUCAUAGAAAGUAGUCUUCAAUCAUGGAUGUUCUUUUGGAAAUUGGAAUUCUUUUUAUGUUUAAGAAAAUGUUUUAUUUGCACUGAGUAGGAAGAGUUAGUUGUUUUCUUCAUUCCUUCUUUGAAGUCAUUAUACAGAACUUCAACCCAGAGUUACCAUUAUGAAUAUGUUCAGCUCUGGUCCAUAAAGGAUGGGUAAAAAUGGCUUGUCUUAUUUUUUGCCAUGCCUGUGCUGUGAACCCUGCAUCUGUUAACAUGAAAGGCAAAGUCAAAAGCAGCACUGGGCAGUAGGUAUAGUGGUUCAAUUUAUGAGGGGGUAAGAUGAAUAUGCGUGGGACCAAAACCACCUAAAUUGGAAUUUUCCAGAUCACGAAGGGGUCAGAUGUUCUCUAGAGCAGUCACUUGUGGGUGCUUUAUUAUAAUCGUUUUGCACCAAUCCCCAACAGUUAGGAACUGGACCCUGGAAUAAGCUGAGGGUGCUGAAAUGUUGGGGGAGGGUGACUGUAGCCAUAUGGAAGAUAAAAUAUGGGGUUUUCUGCAGAAUUUCCACUUGAGGAUUUUUACAUUUAAUAUUUUUUUUUAAAACAAAUUAAAAAGCAAAAAAAAAAAUUUAGUAUAUUCUAGUUGCAAAGUAUGCACACAUAUUUUGAAUGGCUUCAUUUUUAUUGUGUAAAACUGUUGAGCUCAUGACUGUGAUGCACAAAGUCUUUACAUGUAAGGAGUCUAUGCAUUUAACAGUAAUUUAUUUUAUGAUUGGGUAAUGAAACAGUUAUAUAUUGAACUGCCAUCGUUUGUAUUAAGUGCUUUCAUUUUCUUUACAGUUAUUACAAAAUUGUAUUUAUUUUAUCUAAAUGGAUUUUUUGUUUUCCUGAUUCUGAAAUGUUUACUUUGGCUUGUUGACCUUCUUUGUGUAUCUGCAUGUUGUAAUGUAUGGUAAGAAUGAAUGUUAAAGGCUGUGGCAUCUGUAAUUAAUUUUUGUAAAGGGCUGGUCACAUGUGGAUCUGGUUGAUGAAUGCAUUUGGAAUUAUUUUAGUCACCAGAUUACCUUUUCAGAAAUUUAGAUGUAAACACCAAAAGAAGCAUUUUAUCAACAAAAAUUAAUAGCUGGUUCUAUUUUUUUUAACCUAGAAAAAAUAAAGUUGAUUUUUUUUCAAGUAAA